GCUCAUAACCAAGGAAAAACACGUGGUCGAUCUUUUCCUUGGUGGCUCCAGAAAGUAGAACUCUUUUAGAGACACUGUGAGUAUAUAUAUAGCUUUGUGACCAGUUAGAAUUAUGCAGAACGAGGCAGGAGAUGUUGUGGAUGUCUACAUUCCAAGAAAAUGCUCCGCUAGUGGGAGGAUCAUAGGAGCCAGGGACUAUGCCUCUGUGCAGCUCAACAUUGCUGAUGUGGAUGAGAAGACUGGUCGAGUGUCUGGAACGUUCAAGACAUACGCUGUCAGUGGCUUCAUCAGAGCAAUGGGUGAGAGUGACGACUCUCUAAACAGACUUGGUGUUAAGGAUGGCAUUAUUGGAGGAGAACAAACACAGAACUAAAACUUUUCAAACCAAUUUGUAGCUGGAUAUUCAAUAUUUUGUGCUUCGAUAUUGUUUACCAGCAGAUAAUUAUAUUGUUGUUGAUUAGAA
Messenger RNA from Halichondria panicea, 463 nucleotides. Its product is annotated as small ribosomal subunit protein eS21-like. The transcript is spliced from 5 exons. Gene Ontology annotation, molecular function: structural constituent of ribosome. Gene Ontology annotation, biological process: endonucleolytic cleavage in ITS1 to separate SSU-rRNA from 5.8S rRNA and LSU-rRNA from tricistronic rRNA transcript (SSU-rRNA, 5.8S rRNA, LSU-rRNA); translation; endonucleolytic cleavage to generate mature 3'-end of SSU-rRNA from (SSU-rRNA, 5.8S rRNA, LSU-rRNA). Bases 113 to 373 code for a protein of 86 amino acids. Gene Ontology annotation, cellular component: ribosome; cytosolic small ribosomal subunit. The record is from RefSeq and is a predicted model, not a curated record. Lineage: Eukaryota; Metazoa; Porifera; Demospongiae; Suberitida; Halichondriidae.